AGGAGGAGACGGGAAAAGAAAAAGAAGAAGAAAGAAAAGAAGGGGGAGAUCAGAGGUGAGGUGCAAAGGAAGAAGAAAGAAAACAGAGGGGAGGGGAGCGCAACUAUUUGAAAAAGAAAGAGGAACGAGAAGUAGAGAGUUUGGGGCUUUUCUCAAAGGCUGCGAAUUUUAGGUAUUUCUAAAUUGGAGGAGAGUGAAGCUAUAGAAUUGUGUGAGAGCUUCGAUUGAAUUUUAGAAGAAGAAGAAGAAAGAUGAAGGAAUGAGAAUGAGAGUUUGAUUUCCUGCUCUUGAAACUGAAUUGUGGGAAGGCCAAGGGAGGAAGUUUUCAGAAGUGAUGGGUUUUCGUCUGGGUUGUUUUGUAUCUAUCCUUGUCUUGCUUUACUAUUAAAACAAAAAACCGUCUGAGUUCUGACUCGUUGCGGAUAUUCGGAACACCCUGUUUUGCUAUAGUUGGAUAUUGGUCUCAGGCUCUGAUCUUGGUGAAAUGAAGAUACUAAAGACUGAUGUCGGAGCACUUGACAAUUUUGAAGUGCUCGAAUUCCUAAAAUCUAAAGGGGCCUCAAAGAAUGAUCUAUCACGGGUGGCAAGAGUUACACAAUCGGAGUAUAAGGUUUUCGAUUAUUUGGUUGAUACUCCUGCUGGUACUCACACAAGAGAGAGUGUUGAAGAGUUCAAGGAGAAGUGUAGACAAUAUGACCUUGGGAAUGAUAAGAUCCUCAAUAUUAUUAACACUAGGCCAGCUUCAGUGGUUGAAAUAUAUGCGAUCGUGGAGGAUAAUGCUGAUGAGCUAGUAGAGCUGGUUGCAGAGGUCUUGACUCCUCCAACCGUCGCAUCCCCUAAACCUGAAGCCGAUACUAAUGACAUUGAUGCAGAGACCAUGAACGUGGAACAAAUUGAACAAAAUGAUGGCAAUAAAGAAAAACCUGAAUUUGGGGAAGUACCAAUGGAGACUAGUUGAUGUGGGUAUAGUAUUGACCAUUUUGUGAACUCAAAAUCACAUGUCCAAGAGCCUUUAAAUUUAUGAUGAGCAGCUAUUGUUUAUCUUAUAUGUUGACAGCUGCUUUGAUGUUUCCAAAUGAGUCGAAUGUGUGUGAUUGUAAGUAGAAAUGAUACUGGAUUUAGCAUUUCUGGUGUCACAGGAGACCUCCCACAUUUACUGUAUUAUGUUUCCUUCGCAGCAUUAUUUGUCAAAAGUUGUUGAAUCCA
Molecule: messenger RNA, 1206 nt
Organism: Rosa rugosa (rugosa rose)
Lineage: Eukaryota; Viridiplantae; Streptophyta; Magnoliopsida; Rosales; Rosaceae
Exons: 5
Coding region: 485-958 (157 amino acids)
Biological process (GO): transcription initiation at RNA polymerase III promoter
Cellular component (GO): RNA polymerase III complex
Molecular function (GO): nucleotide binding
Source: RefSeq, a predicted model, not a curated record